Molecule: messenger RNA, 1785 nt
Organism: Drosophila arizonae
Lineage: Eukaryota; Metazoa; Arthropoda; Insecta; Diptera; Drosophilidae
Gene: Ir94g
Product: Ionotropic receptor 94g
Source: RefSeq, a predicted model, not a curated record
CUUAUAUACAUAUGUGCUUCUAAUAAUAAUUGCUAGGUAAUACGCUCAGUCAGUUGCAUUGAGGCCUUAGCCAUGAAUGAUAGUCUUAAAGUCUACGCUGAGCUGCUCUCCGCCAUUGUCCGCUUCAACAGCAUUACAACAAUUGUAUAUUAUGAUCCCGAGAAUGGAAGUGAGGAGUGUCAAUUGGUUAAGCUGUUAUCAUGGGUGGGCAAGAGCAUUCCUCUGCUCUUGUGGCGGUCAGUGGAUGCUGUAAAGCUGAGCAGCUUGGUCAAUGCACAGCUGGUGUUCGUGGCGUGCUUGCCUGGACUCUUUCGCCUCGAUUUGCUGAAGACAAUUGCAACAAGCUUGCAGUAUAUACGGGAGACCAAACUGCUCAUAGAACUGGCCAGCGAUCCGGAUUUGGCCCUGGUCAACCGAGUGUUGCAAUAUUGUCUGCAAAGUCAGAUGCUCAACGUUGCCAUCACUUUUCGAGACUUUGGACAGACCCAGACGUUGUACGUGUACGAUGCGUAUCCCGAAUUCAUGCUGAAGAGUCAAACAUUUUCGGAUCAGCAAAAUAUAUUUCCGGACAAAACAACUGAUCUGAUGGGCUAUCGGAUUCGCACGAUGCCCGAUCUCUCAGAGCCAAACACGAUCCUCUAUCGGGAUAAGGCUGGGAAUAUUCGGCUGCUAGGCUACGUCUGGAAUAUGGUAUCAGAGUUCUCGCGCAAACACAACGCCAGCUUGCAGCUGAUCAACGAGGGGAAGGAGCUGAAGUACUUGACCCACAUCCAAGUAUUGGACCUGGCGCGCGACAACAUCGUGGAUAUAGCGGCAAGCGUGCAGCCACUGACACUGCGACACUUGGACCGCUAUCAUCAGUACGCAUAUCCAGGAAACAUCGCCAGCUGGUGUACCAUGCUGCCCAAGGAGCCUUUCAUCGAGCUGCGAGAAGCAUACCUAUGGAUGAUGCCAGCGAUUACCUUCUGCUUGCUGGCAGUGCUUUGGCUACUACACGAACAGCUGAGGUGUCGUUGGCAACGCUAUAGACGUCAACUUUGCAUUGGCUGGAAGGUGCUGGCCAUAAUGUUGAUAUGCAAUGUGCAGGGCAGGCUGCUGAUGGUCUUUAUUGCACCGCCCACUAAGACAUCUAUUACCAGCUUUGAUGCACUGUCCAAUUCCAAGCUGCGCCUCUUCGGCAUCAGAUCGGAACACAAUUUGUAUGACUUUGAUACGCGCACGAGAUACUCGCAGGUGUUCUACCUCAGCAACAAGAUGUCGGACCUGCAAUGGCACCGGAAUUCCCUGAACACAUCGUACGCCUACACCGUAACCUACACCAAGUGGCAGCUAUACGCGGAGCAGCAGGCGUUCAGCCGCCGCCCGUUGUUUUACUACUCGGAGAAGUUUUGUUUCUAUCAAUAUGUGCCCUUCGGCUUGGUCAUUCCGGAGAACUCGCCGCAUCGCGCCACGCUUCAUAAUUUCAUCUUGCAGUUGAGUGAAUCGGGUCUGCAUAACUAUUGGGUGACCAAGAGCUUCUACUACAUGGUGCAGGCGGGGAAACUGAAAAUUCAGGAAUUUGGCGAAGUGCGUAGUUUUCAUUCGUUGUUUAUCCAGGACUUAUACGACGUGCUGCUAGCUUAUCUACUCGGUACCAUAAUUAGCCUCAUACUCUUCGGCAGCGAGCUAGCUAUAUAUCAUGCAACAUAUUGGCUAAACAAUUAAAGAGUUAAGGGUGAAAGCAUAAUUAAAUACCUAUGUGAGCUUUGUCAGUAAUAGUUUAUUUGAGUUCCGUAUAUGAAAAUA